Echinostoma caproni is the source of this 285-nucleotide messenger RNA. NCBI's taxonomy places the organism in Eukaryota, Metazoa, Platyhelminthes, Trematoda, Plagiorchiida, Echinostomatidae. The record is from the annotation of a GenBank genome assembly.
AUGGGUGGUCCCCUCGGUCAUAUAUUGGCUGAUGUUUUCAUGGCUAUGAUUGCAACACUGUUGGACGAGUCAUUCAAGCAAACGUUAUUCUACAAACGAUACGUGGAUAAAGUAUUUAUCAUCCUCAAUCAGCCUGGUGAUUUGGCUCUAUUGCUGGACGAAUUUGACGCAGCACACCACAACUUGAAAUUUACCGGUGAAGUAGAGAAGGUCAAUUCGUUAGCUGCCAUUGAUAUCCCAGUAGACCGUAAAAAUUGGGCUUCUGUUCAACGAUAUAUUUUCUGA